Dromiciops gliroides (monito del monte) is the source of this 1104-nucleotide messenger RNA. It is a transcript of the gene PTGFR, whose product is annotated as prostaglandin F receptor. Lineage: Eukaryota; Metazoa; Chordata; Mammalia; Microbiotheria; Microbiotheriidae. The record is from RefSeq and is a predicted model, not a curated record. Gene Ontology annotation, molecular function: prostaglandin F receptor activity. Gene Ontology annotation, cellular component: plasma membrane. Gene Ontology annotation, biological process: inflammatory response; adenylate cyclase-activating G protein-coupled receptor signaling pathway; positive regulation of cytosolic calcium ion concentration. The coding region runs from base 1 to 1104 and encodes 367 amino acids. The transcript is spliced from 2 exons.
AUGUCUAUGAACAUAUCCCAGCAGUCGCCUUCUCCUACUGCAGAGGUCUUCUCCAACACCACCUGUCACACUGAAAACAGGCUUUCGGUCUUUUUCUCUGUUAUCUUUAUGACAACAGGAAUCCUCUCCAACACCCUGGCCAUUGCUAUUCUCAUGAAGGCAUACCAGCGAUUCAGGCAGAAGUCCAAGGCAUCCUUCCUGCUCUUUGCCAGUGGCCUGGUGAUCACUGACCUUUUUGGCCACCUCAUAAAUGGAGCCAUAGCUGUGUUUGUCUAUGUCUCCAACAAGGACUGGUUCAGCUUUGAUCAGUCCAAUGUCCUCUGUAACAUUUUUGGCAUGUGCAUGGUGUUCUUUGGACUGUGCCCCCUUUUCCUGGGUAGUGUGAUGGCCGUAGAGAGGUGUAUUGGAGUCACCAAACCCAUAUUCCACUCCACGAAGAUGACAUCCAAGCAUGUGAAGAUGAUGUUGGCGGGGGUGUGCCUCUUUGCCAUCUUCAUUGCUGUGCUGCCCAUCCUGGGGCUCCGACCCUAUCAGAUCCAAGCCUCCCGGACCUGGUGUUUCUACAACACUGAGACUAUCCAUGACUGGGAAGACCGUUUUUAUAUCUUGCUCUUUUCUUUUUUGGGGCUGUUAGCCCUGGCCACUUCCUUCUUGUGCAAUGCCAUCACAGGAAUCACGCUCCUUCGAGUCAAAUUCAAAAAUCAGCAACACCGACAAGGCAGGUCUCAUCAUUUUGAAAUGAUCAUUCAGCUCUUGGCGAUCAUGUGCGUCUCUUGCAUUUGUUGGAGCCCAUUUCUGGUGACCAUGGCCAGCAUUGGAAUCAAUGGAGGUGACUCACUGCAAACCUGUGAAAGGGUCCUCUUUGCUCUCCGCAUGGCCACAUGGAAUCAGAUUUUGGACCCCUGGGUGUACAUCCUGCUGAGGAGAGCUGUCCUCAAGAACCUCUACAAGGUCACCCGGAGGUGCUGUGGAGUGAACGCCAUCGUCAGCUUGCACGCUUGGGAGCUCAGCUCCAUUAAGAAUUCCUUAAAGGUUGCAGCCAUUUCUGAGAGCCCCACUGUGGAAAAAACAAGCCCACAGCCACCCACCGUCACAGGGCACUAA